ACAGGGUACCGUUGCCAUUGACUAGUCCAUUGGCCAAUGUACUUGGUAUUGACCCCAAAGUCUUCUCACAUUCACCUGUUUCUUGAUCAAUAAUUGAUAUUACAUUUAGAUUACGAUGAGAUCAGAUUUUCUGCAAGAAUUUACUUGAAGCAGAAGGAGAAGGCAAUAGACAAGAAAAAUCAUCUCUUAUCAUCAACACUAUGCAACUUCUUCUUCGUCUUGUUUGCUGAUGCAAAACACAAGUCAACUGUUCUUAUGAUCUGUUGGAGAAAAAGGAGAGCACUUGUUGAUUUCGAUUCCUUGUGAUUGAGGAAGACACGAUCUUGUAACUGUCUGAUAUGGCAUCUUCAUCUGCUGUUGCUCAUAAAUGGAAGUAUGAUGUGUUCCUUAGUUUUAGAGGCAAGGAUACGCGCAAUAAUUUUACCAGCCAUCUCUAUGAUGCUUUGUGUCGUAAGAAAAUCAAGACCUUCAUUGAUGAUGGGCUUGAAAGAGGAGAAGAAAUUACGGGUGCACUUUUGAGAACAAUUGAAGAAUCGAGAAUUUCAGUGAUAAUAUUCUCAAGAAACUAUGCAUCUUCUCCAUGGUUUGUGGAUGAACUAGUGAAGAUACUUGAAUGCAAGAAGGCAUAUGGGCAGAUUGUUUUACCAGUUUUCUAUCAUGUGGACCCGUCUGAUGUUGAUGAACAAACAGGGAGUCUUGGGGAUGCGUUUGCUGAGCUUGAAAGAAAUUUUAAGCAGAAGAUGGACAAGGUUCCAAGGUGGAGAGCUGACUUAACAAGUGCUGCCAAUAUAUCCGGAUGGGAUUCACAAAUCAUUAGGCCUGAGUCGAGACUCGUGGAUCAAAUUGUGCAACAUAUUUUGAAGAAAUUGAAUUAUGCAUCCUCAAGUGAUUUGAAGGGCCUGGUCGGAAUGGAUUCACGCAUGAAGCAAAUCGAAGCCUUAUUAUGUACACAGUUACCAGAGGUGUGUGUUGUAGGAAUAUGGGGCAUGGGUGGUAUUGGUAAGACAACCAUUGCUGGAGAGAUUUUCAACAAGAUCGCAAGGGAAUAUGAAGGUCACUAUUUUCUUGCAAAUGUGAGGGAGGAAUCAGAAAAGAAUGGAGGAUUAUUUCGUAUGCGAGAUGAACUUUUCUCUAAAAUAACAGAGGAAGAAAAUCUACAUAUUCGCACCCCACGUAUUGGACACCCUUUCAUUAAAGACAGGAUCUGCCGUAAAAAGGUUCUGAUUGUUUUUGAUGAUGUGAAUAAUGUAGAUCAAAUUGAAAUGUUACUUGGAGGAUGCGAUUUGUUUGGUCCAGGAAGUAGAAUUAUCCUAACAUCUAGAGAUAAACAGGUCCUUAAGAAAUAUUCAGACAAAAUAUUUGAGGUUGGGGGACUGAAUUACCAGGAAGCUCUUCAUCUCUUUAGUUUGCAUGCAUUUAAGGAUAAUCAGCCCCCAUACAAUUAUAUGGAGCUGUCUGUGAGGGCAAUGAAUUACGCUAAAGGUAAUCCAUUAGCUCUUAAAGUCUUAGGUUCCUUUCUACUUGGCAGAACGAGAGAAGUAUGGGGAAGUGCAUUGAACAAGGUUGAAAAACUUCCUCAGAAAGAAGUUGAUAUUGUGUUGAGAAUAAGUUUUGAUGCACUUGAUAGAGAAGAGAAGAGUAUAUUUCUCGAUAUUGCAUGUUUUUUUAAAGGGCAGAACAUUGAUUUUAUAAAGAGAAUACUAGAUGGCUGUGGCUUUUCAGCUGAUAUAGGAAUUAGUGUUCUUGUCGAUAAGUGUCUCGUUACUAUUUCUGGAAACAAGAUAGGGAUGCAUGAUUUGUUGCAGCAUAUGGCCCAUGAAAUUGUCAGCAUGGAAUCAGUCAAUGACCCAGGAAAACGCAGUAGAUUGUGGCAUUUUGAUGAUGUGUAUGAUGUGCUGACCAGAAAUCUGGGAACUAAAAACGUUGAAGGGAUAUCCGUAGACUUGGAUAGUUCUAAAAGGAUAAUGAAGGUGAGUUCCAGAGCGUUUGCGAGGUUGUAUAAUCUUAGAUUGCUCAAAGUUUAUAAUUCAGGAUUCGGAAAUAAUAGUGAAGUGCUCCUUCCUCAUGGCCUGGAUUCUAUUUCCAAUGAGUUGAGGUAUCUCCGCUGGGAUGGAUACCCUUUGAGAUCUUUGCCGUUCAAUUUUAUUCCACAGAACCUUGUUGAAAUUAAUAUAUCUUCAAGCAAGGUUGAACAACUUUGGCAAGGAAACCAGAAUCUUGUGAAUCUAAAAGAGGUCAACCUCAGCAAUUGUAAGCAUCUAACAGAAAUCCCAGACCUCUCACAGGCUGCAAAUCUCGAGAGUUUGAAUCUUCAAUCCUGUACAAGUUUGACAGAAGUUCCUCAAUCUAUCCGAUAUCUAGACAAACUCUCCGAUUUCAAUCUGAGAUCCUGUAUAAGCCUUAUAAGCCUGCCAAGUAGUAUUAAUUUGAAAUCACUCAAGACUCUUAACCUCUCAGGCUGCUUAAAUCUUAAGAAUUAUCCAGAGAUCGCGGAGAAUGUGCAGUACUUAAAUUUAAAUGAGACUUCAGUUCCAGAACUUCCCCGAUCAAUUGAGCAUCUUAGUAGACUUGUUGCAUUGAAUUUGAGGGAUUGUAAGCAACUUGGGAAUCUUCCGGAGGAUGUAUGUUCGUUGAAGUCACUUGAAAUUGCUGAUCUGUCAGGCUGCUCAAAUAUCACCAUGUUUCCAGCUUUUCCAGGGAAAGUCAGAUAUAUUUACUUGAGUGGAACUGCAAUAGAAGAAGUUCCGUCUUCAAUCGAUCGCCUUUCAAGACUCUUUUCUUUGGACCUAAUGGGUUGCAAAAGGCUCAAGAAUCUUCCAUGUACUUUUUCUAGGUUGGCAUCUCUUGAAAAACUCAGUCUCUCUGGGUGCUCAAUCAUCACGGAGUUUCCAGAGCUUCCAGUGAGUAUUAAGGAGUUGUAUUUGGAUGGGACAGCAAUACGAGAGAUUCCUUCAUCAGUUGAGCAUUUGUCCAACCUUGUUGAAUUGAGUCUGCAAAACUGUACAAGAUUUGAGAUUCUACCUGGUAGUAUUUUUAACUUGGUUUUACUGAAAAAACUCAACCUCUUUGGAUGCUCCCAAUUCCAGACUUUCCCUUCUGUGGAUAAAUAUGGAUAUUUGACUUACCUUUGUUUAGAUGGAACAGCCAUAAGAGCAUUACCCUGGACAAUCAAAGUUCUAGCAAGUGUUUCUCGCUUGGAAAUAAAAAACUGCAGAAAUCUGGAAUGCAACUUGUUCCCUGAGGCUCAGAGUCUUUUGAAUUUCAAUGAGAGAGAGAUGAAAGUAUAUCAACUGCGUCAGCUAUAUCUAAACGAUUGCAACUUACUUAGCUUGCCUGGGAGUCUUUCCUGCUUAUCCUCACUAGAAGUACUGGAUCUCAGUGGAAACAGUUUUACUCUGCUACCGAUACUCUCAAAACUCCUUAAGCUGGAAUCCCUUAUUUUAAGGAAUUGCUUUGGACUUGUACAUAUUCCUACCCUUCCACCAAGACUAAUGAUUCUAGAUGCACACAAUUGUUCAUCGGUGAGCGGUGUAUCAGGCAGAUAUUCAACUGAGGUUGAGGGAAAUAUUUUUGAAUUCCUAUUUACUAACUGCUUUGGCUUCCAUGACAAAACUGUAUGCAAAUGCAACGACAUCAUUGAAUAUUCCUUGAGGAAAAUUAAGGUUUACGCCAAAAGAUUGUAUGCACAGAUGCCAUUUGAACUGCCCGGGACAUCUACUGUUUGCUUCCCUGGAAGAAAUAUUCCAGACUGGUUUGUCAAUCAAACUCAGGGAUUUUCAUUAACAAUUAAGCUGCCGUCACAAAGUGCUAGCAAUCAGUUCCUGGGUUUUGUUCUGUGUGCUGUUGUUGACUUUGGAUACUUAUUCAAAAGCUCUGAUGGCUUCCAAGUUAAUUGUAUAUAUCAUAUCAAGAACGAAUAUGGGGAUAGUCAUCAUCUUCAAAGCUAUUUUGGUGGUUGGUUUGACGGGGAGCGUGUUCGAGAAGUCUCAAACGAUGUGUUGUUCUUAGGGUAUGAUCCAUGUUUGGAAUUUAAAGAAUGUUAUUUGUUUGGAAAAUGCGGUGAGGUAGUAAUUGAUUUCUACUCGGAAGAUAGGAACAACAAUCCUUUAAAGAGUUGCAAUGUGAUCAAGUGUGGGGUCUGUCUGCUAUCUGCAGAAGAUGAUAAUUCAUGAUUUCUUCAUGCCACAUUCCUAAGGACAGCAUCCUGCCUUUGUGACUGCGGUUAAUGCUGAAGAAGCCGAAAUGACUCUGAGUGAUUCAAACCAAUCAAAUGAGACUGAUAUAGAUGCAUUAAGGAAUUACAUUGAAAAUCAGCACUCUUUAUCCCAGCAAAAAACCUCAUCUGCUGAUCGCAUCUUGCUUGGCUCAGCAAAGGUUCAGGUUAGUUUACACUUCUCCACGUAGGCUAAGUUCAUGAUGAUCUCUUUCUACAGAAGAAAGCUUCAAAUUUUCUCUCCACUUAUCUUUUCUGGCGUGGCAUCUUUUAUCCAUUUAAAGCUUGAAAAUCAAAGUCAGAAAUGCGUUCUGCUAGGGCGUGGAGGGACUUCUUGUGGUUACACGGUUUGCAAUCCUAUCACUAAAACGGUGGCGACGUCAAGAGAUGUUCAGUUUGAUGGAGAGCAACUAUGGAAAUGGAGCAAUGAAGGAUAGCAGCAGCAACGUUUUUAGAAGAUGAAUAAGAGCAGAAUAAUGAAGGCAGUGAUCAGAAUACGGCAGCAGUUCAGCCAUCUCUAAAUGCUUCUUCUAGUUCAGAUUCAAGGAAGUCAGAUCAUUACAAUGUGUAAAAAUCAUUUAUUGCUUGAAAAUAAACUUUGUUAGGCUAUAUUUAUACAA
Messenger RNA from Populus euphratica (Euphrates poplar), 4833 nucleotides. RefSeq names its product protein SUPPRESSOR OF npr1-1, CONSTITUTIVE 1-like. The coding region runs from base 339 to 4172 and encodes 1277 amino acids. NCBI's taxonomy places the organism in Eukaryota, Viridiplantae, Streptophyta, Magnoliopsida, Malpighiales, Salicaceae. The transcript has 6 exons. Gene Ontology annotation, molecular function: protein binding; ADP binding. The record is from RefSeq and is a predicted model, not a curated record. Gene Ontology annotation, biological process: defense response; signal transduction.